GUAAACGGUGUUGGAUGUGGGUUUUGAGUCUCCCUGCAACGUACAAUACUACACUUGUCAACCAGAACAGUAAGGAGAAGCAAGGAAUGGCAAUAACAAAGAAUGGGCUGAGUGUCCUUGUUCUCCUGGUGACAUGCUCUGUUUUGGAAACACGGGAAUUCAUUGAGAUUUCCAGCCUUUUUUCACAGGCAUUCAACACAGAGUACAACCCACAUCUGUCACAUGUUAGGGGGAAAAGAGCAGUAUUAUCCCCUCGAUGGAACUACAUAAUUGAUGUUGAAGUGAACGUGUCAGACAUCAAAACAAUAGAGCAAAUGAAGUCAGCUGUGAAUUCAACAAGUCUUCCCCUCACUAUCAACAACUCCACUGAAAUCUCUGACGUGCACAUCACUACUGUGUGCUUCCCAAAUGGUACUGGAUUCCAGUGCAGAUGUGAGGACCAGUAUCGUUGGUCAUAUAACAACUGUGUCACAUAUGGAUCCUGUGAUGACAUCACUGGUGACACAUGUGGAUGUAUCAAUGCCAAUCCAGCUGAUGGACAGUACUGCCAGCCAUACACAAAACCUGUAACUCUUCUGGAGUACUUUGUGGAAGUUGAGGUCAAUGUCAAUGACUUAAAAGCCAUAGACGAACCGAAGAACCUUCUGAAAAACCUCAGUUUACCAUUUGCACUUAGUAGCAUGAUCAACAUCACUGAUCUCAACAUUACUACAGUGUGCUACACAAAUGGUACUGGAUUCCAGUGCAGAUGUGAGGACCAGUAUCGUUGGUCAUGUGACCAGUGUGUCUCUUAUGGGAAUUGUGAUGACAUCACAUCUGAAACGUGUGGAUGUAUCAAUGCCAUUCCUCCAGAUGGACAGUACUGCCAGUCGGUUCACCACCAAAACUUUACAGCAUGUCCAACAACAACAGCCUCUCCUACAACAGUUCCAACAGUACCACCAACUCUCUAUGAGUACAUGAUUGAAAUUGAACUGAACACCACAGACGUUACAGUGAUAGAUCAACUGAGAGCCAUUCUGAGAAAUGCUAUUUACCCUGUCAGAAUCAACAAUCUGAUACAAAUCACUGGUGUUAACAUGUCUACAGUUUGCUUCCCAAAUGGUACUGGAUUCCAGUGCAGAUGUGAGGACCAGUAUCGUUGGUCAUGUGACCAGUGUGUCUCUUAUGGGAAUUGUGAUGACAUCACAUCUGAAACGUGUGGAUGUAUCAAUGCCAUUCCUCCAGAUGGACAGUACUGCCAGUCGGUUUACCACCAAAACUUUACAGCAUGUCCAACAACAACAGCCUCUCCUACAACAGUUCCAACAGUACCACCGACUCUCUAUGAGUACAUGAUUGAAAUUGAACUGAACACCACAGACGUUACAGUGAUAGAUCAACUGAGAGCCAUUCUGAGAAAUGCUAUUUACCCUGUCAGAAUCAACAAUCUGACACAAAUCACUGGUGUUAACAUGUCUACAGUUUGCUUCCCAAAUGGUACUGGAUUCCAGUGCAGAUGUGAGGACCAGUAUCGUUGGUCAUGUGACCAGUGUGUCUCUUAUGGGAAUUGUGAUGACAUCACAUCUGAAACGUGUGGAUGUAUCAAUGCCAUUCCUCCAGAUGGACAGUACUGCCAGUCGGUUCACCACCAAAACUUUACAGCAUGUCCAACAACAACAGCCUCUCCUACAACAACAACAAUCUCUCCUACAACAGUUCCAACAGUACCACCAACUCUCUAUGAGUACAUGAUUGAAAUUGAACUGAACACCACAGACGUUACAGUGAUAGAUCAACUGAGAGCCAUUCUGAGAAAUGCUAUUUACCCUGUCAGAAUCAACAAUCUGAUACAAAUCACUGGUGUUAACAUGUCUACAGUUUGCUUCCCAAAUGGUACUGGAUUCCAGUGCAGAUGUGAGGACCAGUAUCGUUGGUCAUGUGACCAGUGUGUCUCUUAUGGGAAUUGUGAUGACAUCACAUCUGAAACGUGUGGAUGUAUCAAUGCCAUUCCUCCAGAUGGACAGUACUGCCAGUCGGUUCACCACCAAAACUUUACAGCAUGUCCAACAACAACAGCCUCUCCUACAACAACAACAAUCUCUCCUACAACAGUUCCAACAGUACCACCGACUCUCUAUGAGUACAUGAUUGAAAUUGAACUGAACACCACAGACGUUACAGUGAUAGAUCAACUGAGAGCCAUUCUGAGAAAUGCUAUUUACCCUGUCAGAAUCAACAAUCUGACACAAAUCACUGGUGUUAACAUGUCUACAGUUUGCUUCCCAAAUGGUACUGGAUUCCAGUGCAGAUGUGAGGACCAGUAUCGUUGGUCAUGUGACCAGUGUGUCUCUUAUGGGAAUUGUGAUGACAUCACAUCUGAAACGUGUGGAUGUAUCAAUGCCAUUCCUCCAGAUGGACAGUACUGCCAGUCGGUUCACCACCAAAACUUUACAGCAUGUCCAACAACAACAGCCUCUCCUACAACAGUACCACCGACUCUCUAUGAGUACAUGAUUGAAAUUGAACUGAACACCACAGACGUUACAGUGAUAGAUCAACUGAGAGCCAUUCUGAGAAAUGCUAUUUACCCUGUCAGAAUCAACAAUCUGACACAAAUCACUGGUGUUAACAUGUCUACAGUUUGCUUCCCAAAUGGUACUGGAUUCCAGUGCAGAUGUGAGGACCAGUAUCGUUGGUCAUGUGACCAGUGUGUCUCUUAUGGGAAUUGUGAUGACAUCACAUCUGAAACGUGUGGAUGUAUCAAUGCCAUUCCUCCAGAUGGACAGUACUGCCUGUCGGUUCACCACCAAAACUUUACAGCAUGUCCAACAACAACAGCCUCUCCUACAACAACAACAAUCUCUCCUACAACAGUUCCAACAGUACCACCAACUCUCUAUGAGUACAUGAUUGAAAUUGAACUGAACACCACAGACGUUACAGUGAUAGAUCAACUGAGAGCCAUUCUGAGAAAUGCUAUUUACCCUGUCAGAAUCAACAAUCUGACACAAAUCACUGGUGUUAACAUGUCUACAGUUUGCUUCCCAAAUGGUACUGGAUUCCAGUGCAGAUGUGAGGACCAGUAUCGUUGGUCAUGUGACCAGUGUGUCUCUUAUGGGAAUUGUGAUGACAUCACAUCUGAAACGUGUGGAUGUAUCAAUGCCAUUCCUCCAGAUGGACAGUACUGCCAGUCGGUUCACCACCAAAACUUUACAGCAUGUCCAACAACAACAGCCCCUCCAACAACAGACUCUACAACACCUGGGGCCAGCACUCCAGAACAAAUUACUACAGUUGAUAACACAACACAACUGAUCACAGUUACCAACUCUACAACACCUGAGGCCAGCACUACAGAACAAAUAACUACGGUUGAUAACACAACACAAUUGAUCACAGUUACCAACUCUACAACACCUGAGGCCAGCACUACAGAACAAAUAACUACGGUUGAUAACACAACACAAUUGAUCACAGUUACCAACUCUACAACACCUGAGGCCAGCACUACAGAACAAAUAACUACGGUUGAUAACACAACACAAUUGAUCACAGUUACCAACUCUACAACACCUGAGGCCAGCACUACAGAACAAAUAACUACAGUUGAUAACACAACACAAUUGAUCACAGUUACCAACUCUACAACACCUGAGGCCAGCACUACAGAACAAGUAACUACAGUUGAUAACACAACACAAUUGAUCACAGUUACCAACUCUACAACACCUGAGGCCAGCACUACAGAACAAAUAACUACAGUUGAUAACACAACACAAUUGAUCACAGUUACCAACUCUACAACACCUGAGGCCAGCACUACAGAACAAGUAACUACAGUUGAUAACACAACACAAUUGAUCACAGUUACCAACUCUACAACACCUGAGGCCAGCACUACAGAACAAGUAACUACGGUUGAUAACACAACACAAUUGAUCACAGUUACCAACUCUACAACACCUGGGGCAAGCACUACAGAACAAAUAACUACGGUUGAUAACACAACACAAUUGAUCACAGUUACCAACUCUACAACACCUGAGGCCAGCACUACAGAACAAGUAACUACAGUUGAUAACACAACACAAUUGAUCACAGUUACCAACUCUACAACACCUGAGGCCAGCACUACAGAACAAAUAACUACAGUUGAUAACACAACACAAUUGAUCACAGUUACCAACUCUACAACACCUGGGGCCAGCACUACAGAACAAAUAACUACAGUUGAUAACACAACACAAUUGAUCACAGUUACCAACUCUACAACACCUGGGGCCAGCACUACAGAACAAAUAACUACAGUUGAUAACACAACACAAUUGAUCACAGUUACCAACUCUACAACACCUGGGGCCAGCACUACAGAACAAAUAACUACAGUUGAUAACACAACACAACUGAUCACAGUUACCAACUCUACAACACCUGAGGCCAGCACUACAGAACAAAUAACUACAGUUGAUAACACAACACAACUGAUCACAGUUACCAACUCUACAACACUUGAGGCCAGCACUACAGAACAAAGUACUACAGCUGAUCCCACAACACAACUGAACACAGUUACCAACUCUACAACACCUGAGGCCAGCACUACAGAACAAAUAACUACAGUUGAUAACACAACACAACUGAUCACAGUUACCAACUCUACUACACCUGAGGCCAGCACUAGAGAACAAAUAACUACAGUUGAUAACACAACACAAUUGAACACAGUUACCAACUCUACAACACCUGAGGCCAGCACUAGAGAACAAAUAACUACAGUUGAUAACACAAUACAACUGACCACAGUUACCAACUCUACGACACCUGAGGCCAGCACUACAGAACAAAUGACCAAAGUUACCAACUCAACAACAACUCCACCCACAACAGGACAAAGUACUACAGCUGACCCCACAACACAACUGACCACAGUUACCAACUUUACUACACCUGCAGCUACAACAAAUCAGACAACUGCAGUUGACCCCACAACACAACCGACCACAGACACUAGAACUACAGUAACUACUGAACCACCACCAGCAACUACAAAAACGACACCACCAACAACAAUACCACCAACAACAACAAUACCACCACCAACACCAACAACAACAGGACCACCACCACCACCAACAACAACACCACCAGCUACAAAACCAGCUGAUAUUCUGCUGCUGGCGAUGUCCUUCAAAAUGAAUGAAGAUUUCACCAACGAUCUAAAUGAUAAAAAUAGUGUCAAAUACAAAAAGUACAAAGACGAUAUUGAACCAGUUAUCCAGGAACAGUAUAGGAACAACAUGCCAGGGUUUAUUUCAGCAGCAUUGACAAGUUUCCGCCGUGGAAGUGUUAUAGCCAACUUUGAUGUUAGGACCACAGCUGCAGACCCCACUGCAAUUAACAAAGCUAAUGCUGGACUUGCAACAUCACUUCCAGCUGUUUAUCAAGUUGAUAUUAGCUCUUUCAAUAUUAUUUAUAACAGUAGCACAGUAUUAAGUUAUAAACCAACUACCAUUUACACUAAUGGCAUCAUGACUCUGGAGUGUGGACCACCUCCUGAUACUGUAAAGAUGGGUACUGUUAAAAGUGUUGAGUGGAAACGAAAGGGAAGAGUUUUAACAUCGACUGGAAGGUUCAACAUCAAUACAGAUGAUUUUGCAUCAAAAAAGACAACACUUGGUAUCAAAAAUGUAAUUGCUGAUGAUAAAGGGGAAUAUGAAUGCACUCUGAAGAGUGACGAAAUCUAUUUCUACCAAAUGGGUCAAAUUGACAUCAAAGAUGCUCCCAUUAUUCAAACGAAGACAGAAAUCAAUACCCAAUGUUUGGCGGGGGGAAGUCAGCCAUUGGAGUGUUGUGUGCAGACUCCCUAUAAACUAAUGUGGAAAGAAGGAAAUGUAGAAUUGCCCACAAAUGAGACUCCUGACAAUUGCAUUAAAUAUAACUAUCAAAUUCAAAACUGUGAUGUAUCAUCCAAAGUUGUCACAUUAACAUGCCAAGUGAAAGACCCAACAGGAUAUGAAAAGACUACAAAAUUGACUAUUUUCGUAGGAGCUAUAACUUGCAAAGAUCCGGAAUAUGGUAAUGGCCAAGAGAAAGACACAUCAGUGGCACCAUGUAAGAAAGGUGAGGAUGGAAUAAAAACAGCGAUUUGUCAAAGUGGACGUUGGACACUUCAGACUGACACCUGUGUCUUGACUGCAAUCAAUGAGCUACUGACCUCAUCUCAGGACUUGAAAGAGGCAACAGUUGAAGAAUUUUUAACAAAACUUAAUAAUACCGCUGUUGAUCUAAAAGAGAAAAUCGUUAGUUCAAGUGCAACUAUUUCAACCAUUGUUGAUAUUCUGAGAAUUGUUGCAAGCGUUUCAAAGAAUAUCAGCCAGUCUGAGAUAAAGAACAUUCUAGAAACAGUGAAUGUCCUAGUUUCUGAUGAAGCAAAAGAAUCCUGGGACUUUCUCAAUGCCGACCAAAAUAAGAACACCAGCUCUAGUUUACUGGGCUCCAUGGAAUUUUUUGCAGGUUCUCUCCCAACGACGGCCUUUAAUGUGACAACAAAGCUAAUUCAGUUAAACCAAGACACAUUUAACAACUCAUUCAGCACAAACUUAAGUUCAAGUGUGUUAAUAGAGAUCCCAGAGACUAAUUCCAAUCACCUCACCAUCACCACUCUAACGUUCCGCUCCCUCAGAAAUGUGUUACCUGCCAGGAACGGCAGCAACCAAAGUGCCAAUGACAACACCAUCAAUGGACUUGUAGUGAUGGUGAAGUUGAAUGGAACGACUAAAAAUGUCUCAUUGAGCUUCGACAAGGUGAACAAGUCGCUCACACUCAAUCCUCAGUGUGUUUUCUGGAACUUCAACCUUUUUAAUAGCCUUGGAGGAUGGGAUGACACAGGAUGUAAACUGAAGUCUAAUGAGAAGGGCAAGGUCAUCUGUCACUGUAACCAUCUGACCUCCUUCUCCAUUUUGAUGUCAACUUCCAUUCCGAAAGAGAUUCAAGAUGCUUUGGAUAUAAUCACUUAUGUUGGAGUUGGCAUAUCGAUGGGUAGCUUAGUCAUUUGUCUCAUCAUUGAGGCUUGUGUAUGGAAGGCCAUGACCAGAAACAACACCUCUUACAUGCGCCAUGUCUCCAUUGUGAACAUCGCUGUGUCACUCCUGAUUGCCGACAUUUGGUUCAUUAUUGGUGCAUCAAUAUCAAAAAAUACCCUUGAAAACCCAGGCGAAGACACCACAACACCUAUACCGGCAUGUACUGCAGCUACGUUUUUCAUUCACUUUUUCUACCUUGCUCUGUUCUUUUGGAUGCUGAUCUCAGGCCUUCUCCUUUUCUACCGGACCAUCUUGGUUUUCUCCCAUAUGUCAAAAUCAACUAUGCUGGCCAUUGGCUUCUCAGUAGGCUAUGGGGCACCUCUUAUCAUUGCUGUUGUUACUGUGGCAGCAACAGCUCCUAGUGGUGGAUACAUCAAGAAAAACCAGGCAUGUUGGCUCAACUGGGACCAGACAAAUGCUCUCCUUGCUUUUGUGAUCCCUGCCCUGACCAUAGUGGUCAUCAACUUUUUGAUCCUGAUUGUGGUUCUGUACAAAAUGCUGAGGAGAGGGGUGGGGGAUGCUACCCAGCCAGAUGAGAGAAAUGCUGUUGUGGUCAUUGCCAGGUGUCUGGCAAUUCUGACUCCAUUCUUUGGCCUUACCUGGGGACUGGGAGUAGGAACCAUGGUUGAUCCAACAAAUAAGGGAAUCCAUGUUGUAUUUGCCCUCUUCAAUUCACUACAGGGUUUCUUUGUUUUGGUGUUUGGAACACUUUUAGACGGCAAGAUCCGGUCAGCUAUAGUAGGAACGUUCUCUUCCAUCCUCCCAGGCUCUGACCGUACGAGGAGUACCAGUGGUGGCGCGGCAACAUCAUCAACCAGUGCAUUAAACUUCAUCCGAAGAAGGAUAAGGAGGAAUGUCUACAAUGUUUCGGAAGUUGCAAAUUCUUCCAACAGCGCUGGUGCUACAGAGUCUUUCAUCAACACCUAAAAGUACCCAAUGGUCAUACUUGAGUUAAAGUAUAGAUAUCUUAAUAUGAAGUUACUCAAGUAAAAGUCACUCAGUGAAAAACUAUUUGAGUAAAUUGAUUUGUUUUUAAAUAUAUCAAAAGUAAAUGUAAUUGAUAAAAAAAUACUUACGUAAGUAUCAAAAUUAAAAGUAUAAAUAAUAAAAAAAUAUUUAUUUUAAGCAAAGCAGAUGGCACCAUUUUAUUGUUUUUAAAAUGUAUGUUUAGCCAAGAAUUAUAGCCUUUGACCUGGACCUGCCAUAAAACAUGGCUUGGUCCAACACACAAUGAAUCUAUUGAUGUGAAGAUUUGUGGACUUUUCUGGAAUAAUGUUGUGAGUUCUACAGUGCCUUGCAAAAUGAUUCAUCCUCAUUGGCGUUUUUCCUAUUUUGUUGCAUUAAAACCUGUCAUUUAAAUAGAUUUUUAUUUGGAUUUCAUGCAAUGGACAUACACAAAAUAAUCAAAAUUGGUGAAAUGACAUUUCAAAAAUAACUUGUUUAAAAAAUUCAAAAAAUUCUAACACGGAAAAGUGGUGCAUGCAUAUGUAUUCACCCCCUUUGCUGUGAAGUCCCCAAAUAAGAUCUUGUGCAAUCAAUUACCUUCAUAAGUCACAUAAUUUGUUAAAUUAAGUCCACCUGUGUGCAACCUAAGAGUCACAUGAUCUGUCACAUGACCUCAGUAUAUAUACACCUGUUCUGAAUGGUCCCAGAGUCUGCAACACCACUAAGCAAGGGGCACCACCAAGCAAGCGGCACCAUGAAGACCAAGGAGCUCUCCCAACAGGUCAGGGACAAAGUUGUGGAGAAGUACAAAUCAUGGUUGGGUUAUACAAAAUAUCAGAACCUUUGAACAUCCCACAGAGCACCAUUAAAUCCAUUAUUAAAAAAUUGAAAGAAUAUGGCACCAUGACAAACUUAUCUAGAAGAAAAAGAAACGCACACCUAUUUAGGCAAGGUGCUGGUUAGCGGAGUAGAAAACUUAAAAAUAAAAGAGAGCCGCACACUCUAGGAGCUCAGAUACAAAAUUGAAUUACCAACGUUUCGACAGCCAAGCUGUCUUCAUCAGGGUAUAAUCACAAACACUGCGGGAUGACUCGUUUAUAUAGUGUCAAAAGAACAGGUGUCUGUAAUAAUGGCCAAUAGUGGCCUAAUAUAAUUGGUUAAAUAUCAAAUAUUAAAAUGGCAUACAAAGAACAGCAUACAAACCUGCCAAGAGAGGGCCUCCCAUCAAAACUCACAGACCAGGCAAGGAGGGCAUUAAUCAGAGAGGCAACAAAGAGACCAAAGAUAAUCCUGAAGGAGCUGCAAAGCUCCACAGUGGAGAUUGGAGUAUCUGUCCAUAGGACUACUUUAAGCCGUACACUCCACAGAAAAAAAUAAGCAAACACGUUUGGUGUUCGCCAAAAGGCAUGUGGGAUACUCCCCAAACAUAUAGAAGAAGGUACUCUGGUCGGAUGAGACAAAAAUGUAGCUUUUUGGCCAUCAAGGAAAAUGCUAUGUCUGGCGCAAACCCAACACCUCUCAUCAUCCCGAGAACAUCAUCCACACAGUGCAGCAUCAUGCUGUGGGGAUGUUUUUCAUCAGCAGGGACUGGGAAACUGGUCAGAAUUGAAGGAAUGAUGGGUGGUGCUAAAUAAAGGGAAAUUCUUGAGGGAAACCUGUUUCAGUCUUCCAGAGAUUUGAGACUGGGACGGAGGUUCACCUUCCAGCAGGGCAAUGACUCUAAGCAUACUGCUAAAGCAACACUUGAGCGGUUUAAGGGGAAACAUUUAAAUGUCUUGGAAUGGCCUAGUCAAAGCCCAGACUUAAAGAUCGCUGUACACCAGCGGAACCCAACCAACUUGAAGGAGCUGGAGAAGUUUUGCCUUGAAGAAUGGGCAAAAAUCCCAGUGGUUAGAUGUGCCAAGCUUAUAGAGACAUACCCCAAGAGACUUGCAGCUGUAAUUGCUGAAAAAGGUGGCUCUACAAAGUAUUGACCUUGGGGGGAUGAGUAGUUAUGCACACUCAAGUUUUCUUUUUUUUUGUGUGUGUCUUAUUUCUUGUUUGUUUCGCAAUAAAACAUCUUCAAAGUGGUAGGCAUGUUGAGAAAAUCAGAUGACACAAACCCCCAAAAAACUAUUUUAAUUCCAGGUUGUAAGGCAACAAAAUAGGAAAAAUGCCAAGGGGUGAAUACUUUCGCAAGCCACGGUAUAAGGGUUCUGUCUGAGAGACUUGACUCUUUUUUGUUGUACACGUUUAUGAGUCUAGACGCUUCAGUAAAUGAUGGACCAGCUUGAACCAUCUUCUGAACAAGACAUAGCACUUUAAAUGAUGUAUGGUAUUGAAGUACUUUUUCUUUUUUACGAUUCAGAUUUCCAAAGAAACUGUAGCAAUAUUCAAAUAUAAUAGAUGACCAGACAAUUACAGGAACUUAUGAAAGUCAAUUAGCUGCAUUGGUACAGACAAGUGCUAACUGCAUGACAGAGAAUUCGCCUUUUUUUAAAAUACAUUUUUACUUAAUCUUUUACUCCAUACUUUAUAUUAAGCUAUGGUUUUCCAUAUUGUUGCCAUUACCACUUCUGUGUGUUGUAUUAAGACAUGUUAUACAGCUGCUAUUGACUUUUCAUAUGUAAUGGGCAUAUUUUAAAUGUGUAUAAUAUAUUGUUGAAGAUGCUUCUACAGUAGAUCAUGUUGGAUACACAAGUAGUAACAAAGAGUUUUGUCUCGUCGAUUAAAAAAGUCUUGGUUCAACCAUCCACCCAAUAAAGAUGUCGUGUUUGCCAUA
Molecule: messenger RNA, 10770 nt
Organism: Oncorhynchus keta (chum salmon)
Lineage: Eukaryota; Metazoa; Chordata; Actinopteri; Salmoniformes; Salmonidae
Exons: 63
Coding region: 15-7991 (2658 amino acids)
Biological process (GO): cell surface receptor signaling pathway; G protein-coupled receptor signaling pathway
Cellular component (GO): membrane
Molecular function (GO): G protein-coupled receptor activity
Source: RefSeq, a predicted model, not a curated record